Mesitornis unicolor (brown roatelo) is the source of this 920-nucleotide messenger RNA. RefSeq names its product solute carrier family 25 (mitochondrial carnitine/acylcarnitine carrier), member 29 (gene SLC25A29). Bases 210 to 920 code for a protein of 236 amino acids. NCBI's taxonomy places the organism in Eukaryota, Metazoa, Chordata, Aves, Mesitornithiformes, Mesitornithidae. The record is from RefSeq and is a predicted model, not a curated record. Gene Ontology annotation, biological process: mitochondrial L-ornithine transmembrane transport. The transcript is spliced from 4 exons. Gene Ontology annotation, cellular component: mitochondrion. Gene Ontology annotation, molecular function: high-affinity L-arginine transmembrane transporter activity.
UGUGUUGUUCCAGGUGCUGCCGGAGUGCUGGUGGGACACCCCUUCGACACUGUCAAGAUGACAGAUAAGCCUCAUCACGGGAGAGUUACCUAGUUCGGCUGCAAGUUCAAAAUGUAGAGAAACCUCUCUACCGCGGGACCUUCCAUUGCUUUCAGUCCAUCAUAAAGCAAGAAACUGCUUUUGGACUCUAUAAAGGUAUCGGGUCACCAAUGAUGGGGCUGACCUUCAUAAACGCGCUGGUGUUCGGGGUGCAGGGGAACACGCUGCGCGCUCUGGGCAAGGACACUCCUCUGAACCAGUUCCUGGCGGGGUCGGCGGCGGGCGCCAUCCAGUGCAUCAUCUGCUGCCCCAUGGAGCUGGCCAAGACCCGGAUGCAGCUGCAAGGGACGGGCGAGUACAAACUGAAAAUGAAGAACUACAAAAACUCCCUGGAUUGCUUGGUCAAAAUCUACCGCAAGGAAGGGCUGAGGGGGAUCAACAGGGGCAUGGUGUCCACCUUCAUCAGAGAGACUCCGAGCUUUGGCUUUUACUUCCUGACCUAUGACUGCAUGACCCGCUAUUUGGGCUGCGAAGCCGAGGACAGUUACGUUAUUCCCAAACUGCUGUUUUCGGGAGGGAUGUCGGGCAUCGUGUCCUGGCUCUCCACCUACCCCGUGGAUGUGAUCAAAUCCCGGCUGCAGGCCGACGGUGUGGGGGGCGUCACGCAAUACAACGGCAUUUUGGACUGCGUCCGCAAGAGUUACCACGAGGAAGGCUGGAGGGUGUUCACCAGAGGCCUCACGUCCACGCUGCUGCGCGCCUUCCCCGUCAACGCGGCCACCUUCGCCACCGUCACCGUCUUCCUGAUGUACAUGAGGUCGGAGGACAACCUCCGCGAGUGUGAACCAGGCCCGGUCAUCCAGCAGCCUUCCAGUUUGUAA